AAGAUGAAAGUAUAUUACAUUGUUACAGGUUUUGAUACACGGCUUCAACCCUGGUCAGGAUCGGAACGGAGUUGAGCUGCAGUCCGAGGAUUCAAAAGGUGGGUUCCCUUUACCAAUCCACCAAGUCACAUGCCAGGCAUAAAAGGUAUAUGAACGCGUACUUCAGUUCAACUCAUCUUCAGAAUGAAUAAUCUGCUCACUGAUUCUAUCCUCUUUCACAACUUCUCGACGUCCAAAACUACUCAUUAUGGCAAUGCGCAUCAAGCCUUCACCAAAUACACCCCAGAAAAUUCAACUUCAACACAUCUCCCAUGUCUUCCUUCGUCAUAUUGAUCCAGAAAAGUUUCUUGCCUUCGCAAAAGAUUUUGGCUUCGUCGAGGAAGCACGAGACGGGGAGGCAGUCUACCUCCGAGGCUACGGUGUAGAUCCAUACUGCUAUGUUGUCCUGCCAAGCACCACCGGGGAGAAGCAAUUUGAAGGCGGAGCAUUCACUGUGAAAUCAAGGGAGGACUUGGAAAAGGCGAUGAAACUCCCAGGUGCUACACACAAAGACCUGUCACAUUUGCCUGGCGGCGGAGAAAUCGUUUGUGUUUCUUCCCCAAGUGGAGGGAAGAUGCAUCUCGUCUGGGGCCAGGAACCUCGAGCCGCGCCAGCGAAGGAGCCAUCGGCUCAAGUUCAGCACUUGGGACCGUACAAUCUUCCGUUCCACAAAGACCGAAAAGGCGAGUUCCAGCGCUUCCAAGCCGGGCCAGCGAUGGUACACAAAGUCGGUCAUUAUGGUUACAUUUCAAGCGCCUUCGAUGAAGACCUGGCCUUCUAUCUCGAUAAUUUCAACUUAACACCCUCCGAUAUCCUCUUCGAACCAAGCAUGCCAGACCUUGAUGUUCUCGCAUUCUUACAUAUUGAUCUUGGCUCCGAGUUUACCGACCACCACACGCUAUUCAUGCAGCGAGCCGCUCCAGGACAGAAGACCGCAAUGCAUCACUGCUCUUUCGAGGUCGCAGACUUCGACACCCAGCUCAUCGGUCAUCAAUGGUUGGCAGAUAAGGGAUAUACGUCAGUAUGGGGUGUUGGGAGACAUAUACUUGGAAGUCAGAUUUUUGACUAUUGGAAGGAUCCAAGUGGGUUCAAGAUUGAGCAUUAUGCGGAUGGGGAUGUGGUUAACGACAAGACACCGACGAGUCGCCAAGCAGCUGGUCCAGACACUUUGUCGAUCUGGGGACCGCCAUUGCCUGCCAACUUUGGAGAUUCCUCGUGAUUUAUUCUUGUGGCAGUGUAGCAUGCUUUACUCUCGAAUCAGACAUUUGUUUACUCAAACAUCUCAAAAACCCACCCACUCGCGCCAAAUACAUGACUGUUCUGCUUGGAACCCUAAAUAGCGUGUAAAAAUAAUAC
Molecule: messenger RNA, 1395 nt
Organism: Hyaloscypha bicolor E
Lineage: Eukaryota; Fungi; Ascomycota; Leotiomycetes; Helotiales; Hyaloscyphaceae
Product: Glyoxalase/Bleomycin resistance protein/Dihydroxybiphenyl dioxygenase
Exons: 2
Coding region: 248-1258 (336 amino acids)
Biological process (GO): L-methylmalonyl-CoA metabolic process
Cellular component (GO): mitochondrion
Molecular function (GO): methylmalonyl-CoA epimerase activity
Source: RefSeq, a predicted model, not a curated record